Molecule: messenger RNA, 363 nt
Organism: Rotaria sp. Silwood2
Lineage: Eukaryota; Metazoa; Rotifera; Eurotatoria; Philodinida; Philodinidae
Source: the annotation of a GenBank genome assembly
AUGUUUAUGCCGAUCCUUAUAAUCGACAAUCGUCAAAUAUUAUCUUCACUUCUAAGUCAAUCAAAUGAUUAUGAAUUUCCUGUAGAACAAUACUUAGAUGAUUAUGAAAACGAUGAUGAUACACCACAUUUUCUCGAUGAGAUUGAUAUUACGACCGAUACAAUAAUUCACCAGUCGCCGUUUAAUGUCAAAGCAUGUGAUCGGAUACCAACUCUCAAAGAACUGAUUGAUAAAGAACCUUUGAAGAUAAAAGCAACUAAUCCACGUUUUUCAACCAAGAUUGUACAGCUGUUUUAUAAAUGGUUUGCUUAUCUUCCUCUAUGGUCAGGUAUCAUGGUAGAAUUCGUUGACAGGCAAGUUUGA